Molecule: messenger RNA, 2598 nt
Organism: Pseudocercospora fijiensis CIRAD86
Lineage: Eukaryota; Fungi; Ascomycota; Dothideomycetes; Mycosphaerellales; Mycosphaerellaceae
Product: glycoside hydrolase family 36 protein
Exons: 1
Coding region: 1-2598 (865 amino acids)
Source: RefSeq, a predicted model, not a curated record
AUGUACUGCAAAGUGACCUGCCACCCACCGCUUGGGCAAGCCACCACCAUCUCCAGGCAUCAGAGUGCAUUGGACUUUGUUGUCUUGCUGGAGACCGGCUCCGAAGCGGUCGACUUGAGCCAAGCCCAGGUCUGCGUCUGGCACAACCAUGGAGGCCAUCACGAUUGGGCAGAGCUCCAUCUCAAGCCCUCGACGGAGUAUGAGGAAGUUCUGCUCCUAAACCGACCUUCCACCCACCGAGUUAGACGAGAGUGGUUCACCGCUCACCUGUCUGGAUCUCCCAAGCAUGGACAGGCAGUAUCUUUCACGCUCAAGUUCCUGCUGAAGAAUGAUCAGAACUGGAGAUGGGUCAAAGACCUCACCGGCAUUGAGGACGGCGAACUUACUUAUCAGAGCACUGACUACGGAAAGCAUUCCGCCUACGAUCUCAAUCACUGGUUCAGUGAUAUCAGCAAAGACAUCAAAUGGCAAAGCGAGAAGCCGGAUACAGACGAGACCUAUCUCUAUUCAUUGACUGCACCUGUCAUUCCCGCAAAAGGUCCGGAUUCAGGCUGGCAGCAUCAUCAGCUUGGAACGCCAUCUCACGUCACGAGGUGGUUCAGCUUGGUUCGAUUGUGGUCGCCUUGGCUGGCUCCAAGACAAGGAAAGGGUAAAUUCGAAGUCGACAAAGAUGCCGUCCUGAUCUCAUUUCUGCGCUCCGAUGGCCUGCAUGUGGUUGUUCUGGGCAUUAGUGGUGUUCAGGACGUGGUGACAACGUUUUUCAACGAUAAGAGCGGAAACGUGAUCAUCAAAGGCCGCAACGAUAAGACCGAAGCCGGAACAAGCACUACUCUGGUGGCAGUGGCCAACAGCUUCGAAGUUGCAAACGCAGCAGUAUUCUACCAUGCUCGCAAAGUCGUUGCUGCCAACGGGUACAACGAGAACGAUGCGGAAGUGAAGACUCUCCUGGACCCCAUGAAGCCCGACUGGCUGGAGGAGUGGUAUGAUGGCCUCACAUAUUGCACUUGGAAUGGCCUUGGACAAAACCUGACGGAGCAGAAAAUAUACGAUGCCCUUGAUGCCUUAGCAAAGGAGAACAUCAACAUCACAAAUCUCAUCAUCGACGACAAUUGGCAAAGUCUUUCCAAAGGCGAGACUCAAUUUGUCCGUGGCUGGUCUGAUUUCGAGGCGAACGCCGAUGGAUUCCCCAAGGGAAUGAAACACACCACAACCGAGAUUCGCAAACGUCAUCCUAAUAUCAACCAUAUAGCGGUCUGGCACGCACUUUUAGGCUACUGGGGAGGAAUUGACCCUCGAGGCUGGAUCGCCCAAAACUACAAGACAAUCCAAGUGGAAAAGGAGCCAGGCGUGGCAGGUGGUAUCUUCACCGUCGUCGCUCCCGAGGACGCAAGCAGGAUGUACAACGACUUCUAUGCUUUCCUUUCGGACUCUGGUGUUGAUUCGGUCAAGACCGAUGCACAAUUCUUUCUUGACCUUCUAUUACAUGCUCCGGAUCGUAGAGAAAUGAUCACGACAUACCAGGAUGCAUGGACGAUCGCUCACCUACGACACCUGAGCUCAAGAGCAAUCUCUUGCAUGAGCCAGGCACCGCAAAUCUUAUUCCAUUCGCAACUGCCUCAAAACAAGCCAAAAUUACUGGUACGCAACUCUGACGACUUCUUCCCUGAGGUCGCCGCGAGUCACCCUUGGCACAUCUUCUGCAAUGCCCACAACUCGCUCCUCACGCAGCAUCUGAAUGUUCUUCCGGAUUGGGAUAUGUUCCAGACGAGUCACGAAUGGGCUGGCUUCCAUGCAGCUGCCAGAGCUGUCAGCGGAGGCCCGAUCUACUUCACUGAUACUCCAGGAAAGCACGACAUCUCGCUCAUCAAACAAAUGACAGCGCAGACUGCCAGAGACAAGACGGUCAUCUUGAGGCCGAGUAUCGUUGGAAAAGCCAUGAAUCCUUACAACGAGUAUUCAGCCCCCACUCUCCUGAAGAUAGGAACCUACGUGGGUAUGUCGCGUACCGGCGCCGGUAUUCUUGGUAUCUUCAAUGUCAGCAAGCACCACUUGUCCGAAUUCACAGCUCUUGACGAGUUUCCUGGCACCGAGGAGGGAAUAUACGUGAUCGGAUCUUUCACAAGUGGGCAGAUUUCCAUGUCUGCUGCCAAAAGAGGUCAAAAGCACGCACUUGUUGGUAUUGAGGUAGAGCCUCAAGGGUGGGACAUUUUGACUGCAUACAAUGUACAGACCUUCGAGCUGAAAUCUUCUCCGAAGAAGCCUGUGGGAGUCGCCGUGCUCGGUCUUGUGGAUAAGAUGACUGGUUCGGCGGCCGUCACAGGUUAUGAUAUCUAUGUUGAGGACAAUGGGAGAUUGAGGAUUUGGGUCAGUCUGAAAGCGCUUGGGAUGUUGGGAAUUUGGAUCUCGGAGCUAGAGAGCAAGAGUAUCGAGAAUGACUUCCUUGUUCUGAUCUUUGGCAAGCCGAUUGGGGUGGACUGUGUCAAGAAGAGUGGUAAGGAUGCGAGACUUCUGGAGAUUGAUGUCGAAAAGGCGUGGCGUGAGAGUGGAGAGAAGGCUGGGUGGAGCAAUGAGGUGACUUUGGAGGUGUUUAUGCAUUGA